Miscanthus lutarioriparius is the source of this 1602-nucleotide messenger RNA. The record is from the annotation of a GenBank genome assembly. NCBI's taxonomy places the organism in Eukaryota, Viridiplantae, Streptophyta, Magnoliopsida, Poales, Poaceae.
AUGAUGGGAGGGCGCGCGCUGCUGCUGCUCCUGGUCUCGGCGCUGCUCGUUCAGAUCCGCGCCUCCGACCCGCUGCUGUACGAGCCGUUCGACGAGGACUUUGAGGGGAGAUGGGUCGUCUCCAAGAAGGAUGAUUACCAAGGUGUGUGGAAGCAUGCCAAGAGUGAUGGCCAUGAGGACUAUGGCCUCCUUGUCAGUGAGAAGGCAAGGAAAUACGCCAUAAUCAAGGAGCUUGAUGAGCCAGUUACCUUGAAGGAUGGGACAGUGGUCCUGCAGUUUGAAGUGAGACUUCAGAAUGGCCUUGAAUGUGGAGGUGCCUACAUUAAGUACAUCCGCCCUCAGGAUGCUGGAUGGGAUGCCAAGGAGUUUGAUAAUGAGACUCCAUACACUAUUAUGUUUGGUCCAGAUAAGUGUGGGUCAACCAACAAGGUUCAUUUCAUCCUUAAGCACAAGAAUCCUAAAACUGGAAAGUAUGUUGAGCAUCACCUCAAAUUCCCACCUUCUAUCCCAUAUGACAAGCUCUCUCAUGUCUACACGGCUAUCUUGAAGCCAGACAAUGAGGUCAGAAUUUUGAUUGAUGGGGAAGAAAAGAAGAAGGCAAACUUCCUUUCUGCUGAUGAUUUUGAGCCAGCACUUAUCCCGCCCAAGACCAUUCCUGACCCUGAUGACAAGAAGCCAGAGGACUGGGAUGAGAGAGCUAAAAUCCCUGAUCCAGAUGCAGUGAAGCCUGAUGACUGGGAUGAGGAUGCCCCGAUGGAAAUUGUGGAUGAGGAAGCCACCAAGCCUGAGGGAUGGUUGGAUGAUGAACCUGAGGAGAUUGAUGAUCCUGAGGCAGCCAAGCCUGAGGACUGGGACGAUGAGGAGGAUGGUGAAUGGGAGGCGCCAAAGAUUGACAACCCCAAGUGUGAAGAGGCACCUGGAUGUGGCGAGUGGAAGAGGCCAAUGAAGCAGAAUCCUGCUUACAAGGGCAAGUGGCAUGCACCUAUGAUUGACAACCCCAACUACAAGGGAAUCUGGAAGCCUCAGGAGAUCCCCAACCCUGAGUACUUUGAGCUUGACAAGCCUGAUUUUGAUCCAAUUGCUGCUAUUGGGAUUGAGAUCUGGACAAUGCAGGAUGGCAUCCUGUUUGACAAUAUCUUGAUUGCUGAUGAUGAGAAGGUUGCCACCUCCAUUCUGGAGAAGACCUGGAAGCCCAAGUAUGAUGUUGAGAAGGAAAAGGAGAAGGCUGAGGAGGCUGCUGGUGGUGCAGAUGGUCUUUCUGAGUUCCAGAAGAAGAUUUUUGACAUCCUGUACAAGGUUGCUGAUGUUCCGUUCUUGGCUCCCUACAAGGCCAAGAUCAUUGAUGUUAUCGAGAAGGGAGAGAAGCAGCCCAACAUCACUAUUGGUAUUUUGGUCUCCGUUGUCGUCGUGUUCGUUACUGUUUUCUUCAGGAUCCUGUUUGGUGGCAAGAAGCCAGUGGCACCUGUGAAACCUGCAGCUGAGGCGAAGAAGCCCAAGGCCACAGAAACCGACGGUGCUGGAAGCAGUGGCGACAAGGAUGAGAAUGAGGACGAAAAGGAGGAGACAGCAGCCCCGCGUCGGCGGACCCGAAGGGAGACGUAG